Molecule: messenger RNA, 405 nt
Organism: Mesorhabditis belari
Lineage: Eukaryota; Metazoa; Nematoda; Chromadorea; Rhabditida; Rhabditidae
Source: the annotation of a GenBank genome assembly
AUGUCAAAGAGGCGAUUUGAUGAUACUGUCGAUAACGGGAUAUCCAACCCUUGGGAGAGGAAACGCUUUCGAGCACUAGAAAAACGCCUGCAAGGUCUGCGAAUAGAUCCUUUAGAUGCAAGCAAUGUGGCUUCAACUUCACAAGCCUCUGGCGAUUCGCCGUCACCAGAACGACGAUUGUCUAUCGCACUACGUUACCCCGAUGGAAAACGACAAAUCGCCGAGCUGGAAGUUGACACAAAAGUAGAGCGGCUCUUCCAAAUCAUCCAUGCGCACGGUGUCUCUCCAAGUAUGGUUGUGUUGAUUAAGCAAUUCCCGAAAACGGUAAUCUCACUCGAAGACUCGCAAAAGACGUUAGCAGAACUCGGUAUUACAACAAGUGAGGCGUUAUUCGUUGAAGAAAAA